Schizophyllum commune H4-8 is the source of this 1565-nucleotide messenger RNA. RefSeq names its product G-alpha-domain-containing protein. Gene Ontology annotation, biological process: adenylate cyclase-activating G protein-coupled receptor signaling pathway. The record is from RefSeq and is a predicted model, not a curated record. The coding region runs from base 164 to 1459 and encodes 431 amino acids. Gene Ontology annotation, molecular function: G-protein beta/gamma-subunit complex binding; G protein-coupled receptor binding; GTPase activity. The transcript has 18 exons. NCBI's taxonomy places the organism in Eukaryota, Fungi, Basidiomycota, Agaricomycetes, Agaricales, Schizophyllaceae. Gene Ontology annotation, cellular component: heterotrimeric G-protein complex.
ACAACCACGCGGACGCAGACACGAAGGUCCCCCUGGGGAUCUGAGAUUGGUGAGCUGGAGCGUCAUGUUAUUUUGACCGCAAGACGCCACUAGAUCAGCGUACUUCUGCGCUAUCUUGCGCCUGCAGUGAUCCCUGAAUAGAUAAAGGCGCUUGCCGUCCUCAAUGCCGACAGUCAUUCGCCAUAGCGCGUCAACGGAAGAACAGUCCCGUGAAGCUGAGCGUCGGCGCGCGCUGCAGCGGUCCCGGGACAUUGACGAAGAGCUGCAAGAGACGAAGAGGGCGCUCGACAAGAAGCGUAAGGCUAUCAAGCUGCUUCUACUAGGGCAGUCUGAGUCGGGAAAGACGUCCCUUGUCAAGAACUUUCAGAUGGCCUUCACCCCAACCAGGUUCGGCGCGGAACGUGCGGCAUGGAGGACGAUCGUCCAACUGAACGUGAUAAGUACAAUUAAGCGUAUACUGGCAUAUCUUGAGUUCGCGGUCGCUCAAACGACAUCUCAUGAGGACGUCUCGACUUUGGGAAGCCCUGUACGGCGCUACCGGCUGGCUCUUUCGCCCCUCCUCGCCAUGGAAGAGAACUUGAAGCGCGAACUCACGACCGACACCCUGAACGAAGAUUACGCCGACGUCUGCGUGCGCGCUGGCGGGGGCUGGAAGACGACGCUGAACGGCAUCCUCCAGAACCGCUCAGCAUCGCCACGCCUGCGUCAAGAUGCCGGAGAUAACGAGAACCUACUCACGGCGUCGAAGAACCAGAUCGUCGACAUGUGGGAAGACCCGUGGGUACAGGACACCUUGCGCAGUAUUGGGGCGAACAUUGAACAGACACCGGGAUUUUUCCUCGAUGAUAUUGAGCGUGUUGCGGCACCGAAUUAUGAACCCACGGACACUGACAUUAUACGUGCACGUAUACGCACCGUAGGCGUGGAGGAACACCACUUUGUUAUGGAGAAGGGCUUGCCAGGCUCUGAGUUUUACAUUACGGACGUGAGCGGGAGUAAGAGCACUCGUCAUCAAUGGAUACCCUAUUUCGACGAUGCGCAAGCAAUCCUUUUCUUGGCACCACUUUCCUUCAACAUGAUGCUUCCCGACGACCCACGGACGAAUCGAUUGGAAGAUAGCAUUGGCCUGUGGAAGAUGAUAUGUUCCAAUAAACUGUUGCAGAAGUGCAAUCUGAUCCUUUUCUUGAACAAACGCGAUAUCCUGGAACAGACAUUGAAGUCCGGUGUACAAGUCAAGGACUGGGUACCUAGUUAUGGGGAUGCUCCGAACGAAGUGGACCAUGUUACGACCUAUUUCCGCGAGCGCUUUAAACUUAAUCAGAAACGUCUCUCUCCUAUACCCCGCCCUUUCAUGUGCUACUCCACUGCUGCUAUCGACACGAAGGCCACCACUGCGCUACUCGUAGCGGUGCAUACGACCCUCAUACGCGAACACUUACGCCAGACCGAGCUCAUCUGAAUGAUACCGAACACUCAUUGCGCCGCAGGGCAUAUCCUGCGAGCGGGCUCAAUAACUUUCACGCACUGCUUACAUUUGUAUCAGUAUCUCUAUAUCUGCUGUAUUG